Pelmatolapia mariae (spotted tilapia) is the source of this 2225-nucleotide messenger RNA. It is a transcript of the gene dcst2, whose product is annotated as DC-STAMP domain containing 2. The record is from RefSeq and is a predicted model, not a curated record. Gene Ontology annotation, cellular component: membrane. The coding region runs from base 138 to 2225 and encodes 695 amino acids. NCBI's taxonomy places the organism in Eukaryota, Metazoa, Chordata, Actinopteri, Cichliformes, Cichlidae. The transcript is spliced from 14 exons.
UGUAGCUUCAUGUUUAUGUGGUGCUGCAGGUUAGUGAACAUGUCGUUCACUGUUUUUGCUUCCACAGACCGGCGGGACGCUCUCGCCUCAGCGGCAGGAGGAAGCUCAAAGCUCACCUGGUGGAGGUGGGGCAGAGGAUGGUGGCGUUUGUAUCCGGGCUGCUGAUCGCGUCUCUGUACGGACUCAUGACUCUCCUCCUGCAGAAACAGCCGCUGUGGUUCUGCGCCCACACCACGCUGGGCUUGGCCGGUCUGGCAGCGUUCGGUAUGGGGCUGUCAGUCAGAGUCAGGGCCAGCAUCAUGGUGAUGCUGCCCUCCAUGUGCUCAGGUCAUGGCAGGAACUUCCUCCUCCUCAUGUUCGUGUCGCUGCUUGUGUCCGGUCCGCUCAGCAACACGUUGGACAACACCGAGCGAGCCGCCUCCAGCCUGCUGUGUGGAGCUGAGCUGGCAGCCAAUCAAACGCAAGAACUGAUGCAGAAAGCAGCCACGCCCCUCUUCUCCGUGUUGGACCACAUCAGGGAGAUCAGCAGAAACGCUUACGCCGUCGCGGGAAGAGUCCAGAACUUCAUCUACGCUAUGACAGACAGCAUCCGCCAUGUUGCUCGCGCGCUGAGGAACGUCCUGCGCUUCCUGGCCGAUAUCGGUGACAUCUGUAACGAAAAGAUGGGAACUCCGUACAGGAAGUGCCGGUCACUGUUUGAGGAAGCUCGAAGCGACUGCUCUGAGCUGCUGGGCGACUUCAACUUCCUGUGCGACAUCGUGGACGGCUUCCUGCCGCUCUGCAACCUGGCCCGCGCUGGCGAGUUCUUCUGCGUCAUCCCUUCCUACAUCGCCGACCACCUGAGGAAACGUCUCGCGGCUCCUGUCAUCGCAGUGUUUCAGAAGAUGAAGCGUGAGUUUGAGUUCAACAUCUCCGCCUCACUGGACUUUGACCUGGAUGCCAACAGCAGCCAGUCUCUGCACCAGAUGUCUCAGAGCAUCAUGGCAGAGAUUUCAUCAGAACUUCAAGUGUUUCAGAAGCUGAGUGGACCGCUGGCGUACAUCGGCCUCGUCCUGCUCGCCUGCUCCUUCCUGAGGGCAGUGCAGUACAGACACAGGUACCUCCACGAUAUUAAAUUUGAUAACAUCUACAUCACUGCUCAGUUUAAAGACCUUGACCAAAGGGUGACCUCAGUAGGCGGAGCCUCUGUGUUUCCAAUCACGCGCAGAGAGGCCAAGACCUACAUUACACCACUGUCGUUUCAGCUGACGUACAGAGAGCGGCGGGUGGUGAUGGCGGGCUUGGUUUCGGUCUUCAGGCACCUGAUCGUAGGCAGCCUGCUGGUGGCGCUGGACUUCCUGGUGUUCUGGAUUCUGGAUCAGGUGCACCACCAGGUGACGGAGGACAUCGUGGCCAGAGUUCCGGUCACGGUGGCGGUCCAGGUGAACGGGUCGGGUUACGCCUCAGACAUCUACAGAGACGUGGUGGCCUCGUUCAACAUCCUGCAGCGGGGAAACAUCACCGUGAUCAGCAAGAAGUGCCUGCUGGAGCCGUCAGAACCAAACUACAACACGUGUUUCAUCCUCGGCUUCCUGUUGGGUUUGGCUCUGCUUGUGUCUCUGACCAGCGGAUUCAUGCAGCGCUGCAGACGCCUCAUCUGUGCUUCAUAUCAUCCUGAGAGAGAGCAGGAGAGGAUCCGGUUCCUCCGCCAGCACAUCCUGGAUCAGAGGAGGGGGGUGCGCAGAGCCCUGAGGAGGUCUGCGGGCAGGAGCACAACCGACCAGGGAGGAGGAGGAGGAGGAGGAGGAGGACGUCUCCAUGCUCUGCUGAUACGGUUACCUGGAGGAGGUCACCUGUCUCACCUGCUGGGCUUGUCGACACCUGCCUGCUGUCUGGUCUGUGGAGAGGUGCUGGGGCUGCGUGACCUGAGCGCAGUCAUCUGUGAUGCCCCGCACUGUUCAGGCGUGUACUGUCGGCCGUGCUUCCAGAGUUUGGGGAACACGUGUGUCAUCUGUGUACGACCUCUGACCUUCCAGGAAGACAGCGAGGAGGAGCUUGAAGCAGACCUGAUGUACCAGGACAAACCCGGGUCAGGCGAGUCCGACAGCGACCACUCCUUUAACUCUGCUCUCUCAGAGCACGAGUCCCUCGUCUCAGUCGUCAUUCACGGACCCGACCGUGCUCAAAACCUCCAGGACCUUCCACAACCAUCGGAUUCUCUCCGGGCUCCGUCUCCCGGACCAUGA